UUCAGCACUAAUGAGAUGUUACACAAAUUUGGAUUUUUUUGCAGAUUCUCAAUGCCAUGUCUGUCGAAGUUGGCCACCUGUCUAACUGAUCUGCACCUUCAACAAAGCCCUCUUAUGGGCCACAUUGUCAAUAUUCUGAGUCAGAGGUUGUCGUCUAUUGAUGACCCCAGGGUCCUAACUACACUGAUGAUUAGCGUGGCAAACCUGGCGUCACCGAAGCUUCGGGAUGCCCUCAUUAACAAGGCAGAUCAGCUUCUAGACCCCACGAAUACCUCAACUUUCAACGACUCGCGGAGAGUGGUGCAAUUCCUGCGCAGCAUCAGGAACAUUCACCGGCCUCUGCUGGAGAAGUGCAACAAGAUAAUCUCGCAGCACAUUCACACUAUGGAUGUAGAUGAUAUUAGCAUCAUCGCGGGGAUGUAUCUGUUCCUGCAGAUAAGCACCUUUGACUUCAGGCUGGCUAUUAAAAAAAGGCUACAUGAACUGGUUGAUUCAUGCAACGAUCCUCUCUCCUUCACUAAACUGUUUCUCUGCCUGGCUCCGAUAGCCAGCGAGGAGACCAUUGAAAGGUUGGAGGAACUUGCCUUCCUGUGGGUGGAUGACCUCGAUGUACAGCAGACUGUGGGUAUGGUUGAAACUCUAGACUCGAUUCGGAGCAAGAAUCAUGCCUUACUUCAAAGAUUUGCGUCAGCAAUCGAAUGCAGCCUUUCUCUCUACAAGCCAUUGGAGGUGGCCCGUGUCACCCAAUCCCUUUAUCAGUUGCAUUACAAGAACCCCGAACUCUUCAAAAAAUUAAGACAAGUUAAUAUACACCUUUUGCGCAAGACUGUUAUCCCCCAUGAAGUGACCGCGUUGGUUCGUGCACUGUCCCUGAUGCCCUACUCACGUCUUGAAGAGGAUGUGAUCAUACGAGUGGAAGCCAUGGUGAGCCAGUGCAGUUUCACCAAUCUCAACACCCUUGCUUCUGCCAUCGGCAAGUGGAUGCGUAAAGAUGAAUCAUACAGCACCAAUGCUCGCAGCAGGUACGUCAGUCUGCUUCAGGACAUGACCAACUGCGGGCUGAAGAAGCUGCAAGCGAUUGACCGACUGGACUUGUUGUUGGAUGAAGUCAAGCCCAUUUCGGGAGAUUGGUUUGAGGAAACGCUUGUCGAAGAGACGGUAGUCAUACUGCACAGGAUGAUUGACCAAAUAAACUGGGCCAAUUUGCCUGACUUGGGCUUGUUCUUGACCAGGAUAAACCAUCUCUGCCCUCUGCUGAUGGAACGUAUCGCCAGUCUGGCCAUUAAAGACAUUGACAAGAUUCACCCCUCAGGAAUAUAUAACAUCAUGCUACCCUUCUCCACCAUGAAUUAUCAUUCUGUACAAGUAGAUGAGAUGUUUGAUGUUUGUAUCCAGCGCAUCACUCGCACCAUCAGCUUCUUUGACCCACACCUGCUAGUUUACAUUGUAAACUUAAUGGCUAAUGCUGACUAUUUCCCCGAGGAACUAGUCAGAAAAAUCUUCAGUGUAGACUUCCUGGCAAAGAUGGAUGCCCAACUAGAAACCCUAUCUGAUGUCCUCAACAUACGGGCCAGAAUACGGCUUAGGGACCUCAAUCGCAACGUGUGUAUCCAGUGUCCUGAUCUCCAGGUGCCCUGGUUUCAUAACGACUUCUGCCAGGAGAUGCUAAAGAAAAACAAUAUCUUCCUCAGUCCUGCGCAACAGCAAAUCCACACACUCCUGGCUGAAGUUCUCGGAGGCAUUGAAUACGUUCAAGCAGCAGUUGUCACUCCGUAUUUUUAUACCAUAGACUUUGAAUGCAUACUGGACAAAAACAUGCAGCCGUUGCCCUACAGCGAGCCUAGCACACUGCUAGGAGAGGAGGUUCAGUGGGGUAAAGCAUCACCGGUGAACAUGGAGGAUAAGCUGCCGCCUGGAGCUCAGCGAGUUGCUGUUGACUUUCUUGGUCGAAGGUCCUUCACCAAAAAUGUUUCCCAUUGUCUGGGUGAAAUUGCUGUGAAGAAAAGGCACCUUGAAAUUCUGGGAUAUCGCGUGGUUCAGAUCCCACACUUUGAAUGGAACUCGAUGGAGCUCUCAACAAAUGAUGCCUGGAAGGAAUAUCUUAGGAAGAAACUAUUUAGCGAGCCUUCUGCUUGAAGGCGAUACUUGUUGAAGACUGAAAGUAAUGUUACAUUCAUUCACUUUGGUUCUGAUUUUCAGAGUUGAAUGACCGAACAGUUGCAAGUUUUAAGAAUGUAUACAUCAAGUGCUCCUCUUUCUAGUGACUGAGCAUGAAGUUGACAUGAAUCCACCUCUGUCAUGUUAAGGGAGAUUGUCAAUUAUGUGUUUUUGUAUUCACAUGAGUAUUUUAAAUAAAAUUAUUUGUUAUCAUUGUUGGCAUAAA
Molecule: messenger RNA, 2383 nt
Organism: Morone saxatilis (striped sea-bass)
Lineage: Eukaryota; Metazoa; Chordata; Actinopteri; Moronidae
Gene: fastkd1
Product: FAST kinase domains 1
Exons: 12
Coding region: 16-2136 (706 amino acids)
Biological process (GO): mitochondrial RNA processing; regulation of mitochondrial mRNA stability
Cellular component (GO): mitochondrial matrix; ribonucleoprotein granule
Molecular function (GO): RNA binding
Source: RefSeq, a predicted model, not a curated record